AUGGGCAUCUUUUCAAAACCCGCGGUCACCUCGGCCGUCUUUGACCCCGUCGCCUUCAGGACGGUUCUGGCCAAGGUCGUCAAGGCCUACUCCAACAACCGCUCAACCGUCAAGCGCUCAAUCUGGAUCACUAUCCUCGCCACCCUCGCCUUCCGCAUCCAUGGCAUGGCCACUCACAAGCCCAAAAAGAGCGACUCCAAAAAGUCUGGUCUCUCCAAGGGCGACGGAAAGAGCGCCAAAGUCGCUGUUGACCGAGUGUUCUUUGAGCGUUUCAUGAGGAUCCUGCGCCUGGUCAUCCCCGGAUGGCGAUCUAAGGAGUUUUGGUUGCUGGUCGUGCAUUCUGGGUUCCUUGUCUUUAGAACGAUGCUUUCCGUCUACAUUGCCGCCCUGGAUGGCAGAAUCGUCAGUGCACUGGUCCGUGGGCAAGCCAAGGAUUUCAUGGUUGGCCUCCUGUGGUGGAUGACCGUGGCCGUGCCCGCAACAUAUACUAACAGCAUGUUGACAUACAUGCAGAGCAAACUGGCAAUCCAGUUCCGCACCCGUCUCACAAACCACAUUCACGAGCAAUAUCUCACAGACAUGACUUUCUACGCGAUCGGUAACCUAGAUGACCGCAUCAAGAACGCUGACCAAUGUAUCACAGUCGAUGUCAACAAGUUCUGCACAUCUCUUUCUGAGCUCUACUCCAACCUGGCCAAGCCAAUCCUGGAUGUCAUCAUUUACAACGUACAGCUCUCGAAAAGCGUCGGAGGCGAGGGACUUUUUGGCGUCAGCGCUCUACUUCAUGCCUCAGCAUUGGUGCUGCGCGCGUUGACACCUCCCUUCGGCAAGAUGGUCGCGGAGGAACAACGUCUAGAGGGUGAAUUCCGUUUCACACACUCGCGUGUCAUUGAAAACGCAGAGGAAAUUGCGCUCUUUGGCGGCCACGAGAUCGAAAAGGCCAUCUUGGACAGGAACUAUUUUGCGCUCAUCAAGCAUGUCAACCGUAUCUUCCGCAUGCGUGUCUGGCAUGGGAUGCUCGAGGACUUUAUCAUCAAGUACUUCUGGGGCGCUAUGGGUCUUGUAAUCUGCUCCAUCCCUGUGUUCUUCAAGCUGCCUGGACAGAGUGGAGGAGCCGAUAUUGGAGGACGAACUGAAGGUUUCGUCACCAACAGGCGCAUGUUGUUGAGCUCCUCGGAUGCAUUCGGUCGUAUCAUGUACUCGUACAAGGAAGUGACAGAGUUAGCUGGCUACACUGCCCGUGUAUCGGAACUGCUUGAUGUCUUUGAGGACGUUAAGGCCGGACGAUUCGAGAAGAGGUUGGUCUCGUCGGCCUCCACGGAAGAAAACGCCAAGGUUCUCUCUGGCCGUGGCGAUGUUGUCGAGGACGACACGAUCGAGUUCAUGGACGUCCCCAUUGUCUCGCCCAAUGGAGAUGUCUUGCUCAAGAAGCUGAGUUUCUAUGUCAAGCCCGGCAUGCACUUGUUGAUCGUCGGUCCCAACGGAUGCGGCAAGAGUAGUUUGUUCCGCAUUCUUGGUGGCCUUUGGCCUGUCUAUGGCGGCACUGUGCAUCGCCCCCACCCCAAGAACAUCUUCUAUAUUCCACAGCGUCCAUAUCUGUCUCUCGGAACCCUCCGUGACCAGAUCAUCUACCCCGACACUGUAGAGGACAUGAAAGCUAACGGCUAUACCGAUCAAGAUCUUCAAGAAAUCCUGGAAGUCGUCCAGCUUAACAACAUUGUCGAGCGUGAGGGUGGCUGGGACCGUGAGCGCGAAUGGCGCGAUGCUCUCUCUGGAGGAGACAAGCAGCGUAUUGCUAUGGCUCGUCUCUAUUACCACCGCCCUCGCUAUGCCAUUCUAGAUGAGUGCACGAGUGCUGUCAGCAUGGAAGUCGAAAAGAUUAUGUACACUCAUUGCAUGAAGCUCGGAAUCUCCCUGCUGACCGUCUCUCACCGCCCAUCCCUGUGGCAGUAUCACAACUACAUUCUUCAAUACGAUGGCCAAGGAGGAUACGUGUUCACGAAGCUGGAUGCUGAGCGCCGUCUUGCCCUUCAAGAGGAGCGCCAGAUGCUCGAGCACAAGCUGGCUGAGAUCCCUAAGAUCGAGCAGCGAUUGGAGGACCUUCGCAGCUUGAUCAAGGAGCGCGAUGCCGGCAAGGCUGUUAACGAGGAGCAACCAGCGACCAAGGCAUAA
Molecule: messenger RNA, 2172 nt
Organism: Gamsiella multidivaricata
Lineage: Eukaryota; Fungi; Mortierellomycota; Mortierellomycetes; Mortierellales; Mortierellaceae
Product: ABC transporter transmembrane region 2-domain-containing protein
Exons: 10
Coding region: 1-2172 (723 amino acids)
Biological process (GO): long-chain fatty acid import into peroxisome; very long-chain fatty acid catabolic process; fatty acid beta-oxidation
Cellular component (GO): peroxisomal membrane
Molecular function (GO): ATP binding; long-chain fatty acid transmembrane transporter activity; ABC-type transporter activity
Source: RefSeq, a predicted model, not a curated record